This is a messenger RNA of Hermetia illucens (black soldier fly), 1466 nucleotides long. RefSeq names its product dehydrogenase/reductase SDR family member 7. NCBI's taxonomy places the organism in Eukaryota, Metazoa, Arthropoda, Insecta, Diptera, Stratiomyidae. The coding region runs from base 401 to 1369 and encodes 322 amino acids. The record is from RefSeq and is a predicted model, not a curated record. The transcript has 6 exons.
AUGUGGAUUGAAUUUUGAUAACAAACAACUGUCAGCCGACAGUGUCACCGCCAUAUCCGUGAUUGCCCCGCUAUCAAAGGUACUCUUCGGGUAUAGUUGGGUGCUGCAAAGCAGUCAUUUGAAAUGUUCGGCGUAGCAUUAAGGUGACAUUAUCUCAAGUGCAAAGAUUAGUAGAGUUGUUCGGGCCCAAUUGAAUAUCUUUAAAUUCAGCCUGACAUUACGUGGGAUUAGUGCAGCUUCCCAGAGACCACCGAGUGCACAGCUCGUCUAUUCGUUUCUUUAUUGUCUUUUCAUUUCGCCUUUGCACCGAGACUAUAACUAAGCAGAUCUUGCGUAACUUCCCACGGUUACUACGGUUACUACCAAUUCUUGAACUGCCGGUGCUUUAAACGCGUAGGUCAUGGGGCUAUUUGAGCUGGUCGGUGUGGCCGUAGUGCUAUAUUUCGUUGUCAGCCUGAUCUUGUGGAUAAUAUGUGAUUGUAAUAUUCAACUGGCGUUCAAGGAAAAGUUUGGGCAUCCUGUCUCUGCUUUGAGGGGCAAAGUCGUUUGGGUCACAGGUGCGUCGAGUGGAAUUGGAAAAGAUCUGGCUUUAGCAUUAGCUGAGCAUGGAGUUCGACUUGUUCUAUCAGCACGGCGCCAACCUGAACUAGAAGAUGUUAAAAAGAAAGCAUUAGAACGGUCAAAUGGAUUACUUGCGAAGGAUGAUAUUCUGGUACUACCGAUGGAUAUGUUAAAUUUAGAAAAACACCAGCAGCUUUUCGAUGAAGUCAUUAAGCACUUCGGCAAACUGGACAUUUUAGUGAAUAACGCCGGACGCUCGCAACGCGCCAUUUGGGAAGAAAUUGAUAUUCAAGUUGAUCGCGAUCUUUUCGAACUAGAUGUAUUCUCAGUGAUCCAUUUAUCGCGGAUAGCAGUCCGUUAUUUUAAGACAACCGGCGGCAAGGGCCACUUGGCAGUGACGUCGAGUGGUGCCGGUUUGGUGCCUAUUCCCUUCUCACCGAGUUAUUCAGGAGCGAAAUUCGCAUUGCAUGGGUACUUUGGAAGCCUUAAAGUUGAACAUCCAGAAUUAGAUAUUACCGUUUUCUGUCCAGGACCGAUUGCGACUAGUUUCCUUGAAGAAGCAUUCACCAACUCGCCAGAUAAGAAACAUGGCAUCCCUAUUAGCGCAAAUGAUAAGCGUAGAAUGACAUCGGAAAGAUGUGGGGAACUGUUUGCUAUUGCUCUUGCGAACAAAGUACUGUUGACUUGGUGCGGUUUGUUUCCUGUAAACGUAUUGAUUUAUUUAUCAUUAUAUUAUCCGAGUAUUGCCAUUUUAAUACUCAAAGCUAUGGGUUCAAAAGGUAUGAAGAAAAUUCGAGAGGGACGUUAGGCAGACAUACGUUGAAAAAUUAAUUGUUUUCAAAUAUUUGCAUAAGUUUUGUACUAACAUUGAAAAUAUUACUCAAUAUAAAAAAUAUUGUGCCAGA